GAUUGGACGUUCGAGAAUCCUUGCAAAGAUUGCCGGAAAGGCCUGAAAGACUUGCUGACCAGCCUUGCCCACCUCGUUUGCCGGGUGAUUGGGUGUAAGUGAUGGUGAGGCCAAUUCUCGCAAGGGGUUGGCUGUUCGAUCACAAGUGGUGAGGACAGCGGGUGGUAAGACUUAUGCUUCUCGACGCUCGAAGUUGUGCGCUUGCCAUGCCCCCUGUCUUGGCGGCAGCUACCUUUGAGGCUCCUUUGUCCAUUGUGGCGUUGGUCUGGGGCUCUUCUUGUUUGCAAUUCCAGGUUUGGAACCAGAAUGACUGUGCAGAGAACGUGGUGGAGGCGUUGAACACGUUUCUGGUGGCCUUCGACGUGGACUUUGCGGCCGUCAUCGAGCUGGCCGCCCCUGGCUAUCAGAGCCCGUCAGGCUGGGACUUCAUGGUCGGCAAGUGCGGCCAUGACUUGGUUCAUUUGUUUUACAACCGGAUGCGCUGGGAGCCCAGUGGCGCCAACGUCACGGGCUGCAUGCAGCCAGCGCCGCUGGAUCGGCCGUUUGUCGUCCAGCAUUUCGUGUCCCCUGAGGGCGAGAAGGUGAUCGCGACUGCGGCGCACUUCCCGCACCCCACAUUUACGGAGGAUUUGGGGGUGUACCGGCAGACGGCGCAGACCUCGGAGCUGAAGAGGGCCCUGGAGGAGGUGAGGCAAGCCACCGGCACGGAGAAGGUCGUCCUGAUGGCCGAUACGAAUGCCUGGAGCUGGGUCUCAAACGAUAUGAUUUGGCACGAUCAGCUGGCACUGCCAGGGACCCUGGUGAGCACCGACCUGAUGCAGACCUGCUGUGCGGAUGCCGGCUUCCCACCGGCCUUCACCUUUGACAGGAUCAUGGCAAACUUUGGGAGCAGCAUGUCCAGCACCGCCUUGUACGGCGGGGACCUGCCGAAUUGGACCAUCCAAGUGAAGGGGCAGAAGAUUGGCGCAUUCCACCGGCCGGUGGUCGCCCGGGUGCAGCUGACGUCUGCAGGCGGAGGCCUCAGCGGCGUGUGGAUCGCCAUGUGGCUGCUGCUGUUCAGCACCUUGGUGCUGGCGGGCGUCUUGGCAGCGCUGCUUUUCAGGCGGUGGAGACGCCGCCGCGACGAGGAGUAUACGACCUCCUCGUCGGGUGAGGAGGAGAGCAUGACCUGAGGCGUGCUGCCAAAGUGCCAUUUGACUUGGUUCAGAUGGACCCAGAGUUGUUAUGAUUCAUUUCCUGGCCCAUCAGAGGACCUUCCCUCUGUUACGGGACUCUGCGAUCGGCCAAGAUGCGACCCGCGGAGUUUCCCCAGGCCAUUUGAGUGUCCCGAUCUGGGGGGCGCCCCUUGUGCUCCAGCAAAGGAUGCA
Molecule: messenger RNA, 1367 nt
Organism: Effrenium voratum
Lineage: Eukaryota; Dinophyceae; Suessiales; Symbiodiniaceae
Source: the annotation of a GenBank genome assembly